Molecule: messenger RNA, 1263 nt
Organism: Capronia epimyces CBS 606.96
Lineage: Eukaryota; Fungi; Ascomycota; Eurotiomycetes; Chaetothyriales; Herpotrichiellaceae
Exons: 5
Coding region: 1-1263 (420 amino acids)
Biological process (GO): glycolipid biosynthetic process
Cellular component (GO): plasma membrane; lipid droplet; mitochondrion
Source: RefSeq, a predicted model, not a curated record
AUGCCGUUCAAGCAACAUGGUCGCAAGUAUGAUCUAGUGGUCUUUGGAGCGACAGGAUAUACCGGUCGCUUGACAGUAGAGCACAUUGCGACCAGCUUUCCCCCAGAUCUGAAAUGGGCUAUCGCCGGUCGGUCAGCAGACAAACUCGGGCAACUUGUCUCACACUGCAAGACUUUGACGCCGGAUCGCAUCCCACCAGAGAUCGAAGUCUGCAGCCUUAGCGACGAGGACCUCGGUGCGCUAGCCAGGAAAACAUUCUGUCUUAUCGCCACGGUCGGUCCCUAUGCGCUCUUUGGAGAACAUGCAUUCAAGGCCUGUGCCGAGACCGGCACCCAUUACCUGGAUUGCACGCCCGAAGUCCCGUGGACGUUGACCAUGAUCAAGAAAUACGAGGCUGCGGCCAAGGCAAGUGGUGCUUGCAUGUUCCCUCAAUGCGCCAUGGAAUCGGCACCGUCAGAUCUGCUCACCUGGAAGCUAGCGGAGGAGGCCCGCUCGAGGCUUUCGUCCCAGAUAGGCCAGGUCGUGAUGGACCUGCAUGAGCUUCCCUCCAUACCAUCUGGAGGGACAUUUGCCACCGUGCUCAACCUCUUUGAGAAGUUUCCUCUCCACGUGCUGAAGCAGUCCAUCGAGCCGUAUGCCCUGUCCCCGGUCGCCAAUCACCAUGCCGGUCCCAAACAGUCCUUUUGGUCGUCCGUCACGGGGCUGUCCAAGGUGCCAGGCCUUGGCCUGCUGUCGACCAGCGCGACCGGGAAAGCCAAUGCGGCAAUCGUGUUUCGCACCUGGGGCUUAACCAAGCAGGAGCCGAGCUUGCAGAAAGAGUUCUACGGGCCUAAUUUCAGCUACCGAGAACUGAUGAAGGCCGGAAAUCCUGUGGCAGGGAUCCUGAUGCACUAUAGCUUGAUCAUCGGUGCUCUGCUUCUCCUGCUAUCCCCCGUUCGAGCACUGGCGAGGAAGCUUGUCUUCAAGCCCGGGGAUGGGCCGGACACCGAAAAGGCCAAGAAGGAGUACAUCGAGUUCCGAGCAGUUGCUGAGCCUGAUCACGAAACAAACACCCGCAACCAAGUCUUCGGCAAGCUUUCAUAUACUGGGAGCAUGUACUAUCUUACGGCUGCCCUGCUCGCCCAGGCCGCAGGCACACUCUUGCAAGAUGACAGCGCGAGGUUGACGGGGGGAAUUUACACACCAGCAUGUCUUGGGCAAGCGUACAUCGACCGCCUCCAAGAAGUCGGGGUCAAAUUCGAGACGGAGGUGCGGAAUCUGUAG